CGUGCCGAGGGCAGGGGUGCUGGGCGGCUGCUGGUCUUCUGCGCGCCGACCCCUCCGCGCCCGCGGUUGUCUAGAGGCUCGGCUGACCCGAGAGGCCUGCAGCGGCGUGGAGCACUGGGGUCGCCCGCUGCUGGCCUGGGCCCUGACUCUGGGUACGACAGGGAAGUCCCUCAGGGCUUAAACCCAACUUGAAUGGGUUUUCUUUGCCUCUGCAGCACAGCGAGGUAAUGCGAAGGUGGGGUGGGAGGAACCUGGCUAAAAAUAGAGGAUUGUGAAAACUCGACUAGUGCGUGUUAUUGGUUAAAAAAAAAAAUGUAUUAGGAAUAAAAUGGGACUGCAAUUGCCAAGCAGCUGGCAGUGUCUCCUACCGUGGGGUCUACAGCCAUUAAAAGUACUGCGGAAGCCUCUCAUCCGAAGUUAAACUUCGUAGUUCUUAUCCCAAGUAAGGCCUUUCACCAAGUUCAGGACAUUCUUCAAAAGUGUUAUUUCGCCUAGAAGACUUGUUGAUCCAACAAUGCUUAAACCAUUCGACUAAUACAGUUUGGACGAGAGGUUAGUAAAGAAGUAAAUGGCAUCUUUAACUUCUGGAUUCAAAAAAUAAUCAGAAACUUGAAAAAGGAGGAACUACAUUUUCUUCACCCUAUGAAGAAGUGUGCCUCGUGUUUGAGGUUUGUGGUUCCGUAUUAGGCCUUCUAUCAGUUAUGGGGCAGCAGCAAGAGUGUGAAAACACCAAUGUGACCUCCUGGUUUUAGGGGAACCACCACCUACUUAUUACUGUGAGUGCUGCCUCAUCCAUCUUGAUGAUGAUUCUGCAUAGGCAGGGAGAAACCUACCUAAGUUUUCUUAGUGGAGGAUCUGGCCAAACAUGCUAAUUAAAUGAGCUGCAAUCUCAGGGUGAAAUUUUUCUUUUAGUUUUCAUUUUAGAGAAAACUGAAGCUUACAGAGAAUGAAACUGCCCAAGAUCAUAUAGGAAGAGAAAUACACAAACCCAAGUACAUCUGUUACCACAGUCAGAAUCUUGGACUUGUUGGAAUCCUGAGUAUACCUCUCCUCUGCCUGUUGUGCUCUGGUUGGCUCCUCUGUCAUUUACAUUGCUAAUUUAACCUUAGGGAAAUAUUAGAUGCUGUUCUGGUGUUUUCUCCUUCUAUUUGCUUCCCAAUUAACUUCUAUAGAACUUCUUCAGAAAUUUGGGAUAUCAAUCCAGUUAACCAGGUCAAUCUGUAUGAAACAAUGUAAUUGAAGUUUCAAACAAGUAAUUGCAACCACAAUAAACAGUAGACCACAUGCACCCUUUCAUUCCCAUUUAAUGGUUAAUUCUCAUUGGUGUCACCAUAUAACUUCUAAAAAAAAAAAAAAAUACAUCCGAAUUCAACCUUUUGACUGUCCACCCCAUUUGUUCCCCACUAACAGUCAAUCCAUUUGCAAGUACUAUUGGAGCUACCUGUAAAGUACAUUACAGACUGACUACUUCUCACCACUUGCACUAUUGUCAUCCUAGUCCCAGUGAAUAUUGGACAAAUGAUGAUACCAUUAACUAAGGUGAAAAAGUUCAAGGAGAAAGCAGCUCUGGAGGGUAAAUCAAGGUUUUUCUUGAGUUUAAUAUCAUUUUAGAUAUCCAAGUAGAACAGUUGAGUAGUUAAUUUUAUUUAUGAGUAGAGCAUUUAAGAUCAGAGAUAAAGUCCAAGAAUAUAAGAGGUCAUCCAGGAGUGGGGAAGAAUGAGAAUUAAGUCCUGGUUACUCCUGUGUUCAGAGAUAUAAAGAGAAGGAACCCCAAAAGGAAGUAGACAAAGGGGAUAAGUGAGACCAGAAGUAAACUAAGAGUGUGGUAUCCUGAAAACCAAGUAAAUAACAGUGUUUCAGGAAGGAUGGAGGCCUUCAUGGCUCUGUGCUGUUGGGAGGGUACCAGAGAUGAGCAUUGAGAAUUGGUUUGGUAAGAUGGAGAUUUGUCGGCAAAGUUCCCAAGAACUAUUUUGAAGGGAUGCUGAGGAUAAAGCCUGAUUGGGGUGGACAAUGGUGAAAGAGAAAAGGAGGAAAGAGGAGUAGGAGUGAUUAUUUGAUGAUUUACUAUAAAAUUAGAAAUAAGGAUCUAUAAUUGAUGGUGGCCUUGGAAGGUGUUGUGUGUUUAUUCCAAGAUUAAAGAUAUACAGUAUGUUUGUUUGCCGAGAAGACUGAUCCAGAGAAGAGGGAAAUUUUGAUGAUCCAGGGUGGUGAUUCCUCUGAAGCAACUGCCAAACCAAAGAGAAGUUUUUAUGCUGCAAGGGAUUUGUACAAAUAUCGACAUCAGUACCCACAGAACUUCAAAGAUAUCCGAUAUCAAAAUGACUUGAGCAAUCUUCGUUUCUAUAAGAAUAAAAUUCCAUUUAAGCCAGAUGGUGUUUACAUUGAAGAAGUUUUAAAUAAAUGGAAAGGAGAUUAUGAAAAGCUGGAGCACAACCACACUUACAUUCAAUGGCUUUUUCCCCUGAGAGAACAAGGCUUGAACUUUUAUGCUAAAGAACUAACUACAUAUGAAAUUGAGGAAUUCAAAAAAACAAAAGAAGCAAUUAGAAGAUUCCUCCUGGCUUAUAAAAUGAUGCUAGAAUUUUUUGGAAUAAAACUGAUUGAUAAAAAUGGAAAUGUUGCUCGGGCUGUUAACUGGCAGGAAAGAUUUCAGCAUCUGAAUGAGUCCCAGCACAACUAUUUAAGAAUCACCCGUAUUCUCAAAAGCCUUGGUGAGCUUGGAUAUGAAAGUUUUAAAUCUCCUCUUGUAAAAUUUAUUCUUCAUGAAGCUCUUGUGGAAAACACUAUUCCCAAUAUUAAGCAGAGUGCUCUGGAGUAUUUUGUUUAUACAAUUAGAGAUCGAAGAGAAAGGAGAAAGCUCCUGCGGUUUGCCCAGAAACAUUACACACCUUCAGAGAAUUUUAUCUGGGGACCACCUAAAAAAGAACAAUCAGAGGGAAGCAAAGCUCAGAAAAUGCCGGCCCCUCCUGCCUCUAGUCAUAACAGUCAAACACAGUCUAUGCACAAAAAAUCCAAGGACUCCAAAACUUCCUCUUCAGCUGUUCAUUUAAAUAGCAAAACAGCUGAAGAAAAAAAAGUGGCACCAAAAGAGUCUGGGGAAGAGACAGACAGGCCCAGCCCAGAGCCCAGCAACGAAGCUGCCAAACCAGAAAACACAGAGGACAGUGAUCCUGGAAAUUCAAAUGCUCAACCUGAGAAAACAGUUACUGCUCCAACAGAAAGAAAGGAGAGUUCAUCUCCUUCUGAAAAAGAAGAAGAGGGCGAAAAUCAUAACAAAGACUGUGAAAAUCCUGGAAAUACCAGUUGCCAUGAUGAGAUUCUGAUAAGUGAAAUGGAGGUCCUGGGGGAGCUCUGACCUCCCCAGCUAAUCUGUCAGUCCUGCUGCUGUCUUCUUUCUCCCUCUCUCCUCGCUCGCCGUUGAGCCGCCAUCUUUGUCAGCUAUCAAGUGUAUUUAUAGUAUACAUUAGGAUAAUCAUCUUCUUGACAUCUAAAUGGAACAGAGGGCAACUUUUAAUUGUAUGAUUUCAGAGUUUUCUUUAAAAUAAUAAUAAAAAUAUUUUCUGUAUUAAGUGCUUAAAAACAAAUUUUGGUGCAAAAGUCCAAAAAAGAACUUUACUUAAAUGGAUGUUCCACAUAAAUUUGGUGGUUGAUUCUGGAUGCAGAUGACUGAAGAAUUAAAAAAGGAAAAAAGGAAAUUAUUCAUUUUUAAAAGGCAUGCCUCUUGCACUAUCAAUAGGCAUAUCUCUUAACUCAUUAAUAUAUCUCAGUGAUAUGUGGGUUAUUAAAUUACUAUGUUGUUUAUUCUACAGUGUAUCUUUUAAUAUAUACAUAUAUAGUUUUGCAUCUUUAAUUUAUCAAACUUUCAAAUCGAGAACAGUUUGAAAUUUCAUAUACUCAGUUCUAGUAAGAACUUAAUUUAUUACUAAUAAUUACUGAAAACAAUUUUAUUUCCAAUAAUAUUAUACUAAUUACUAUUAAAAUCAGAAAAUAAUCAGAAACACUGUGAUGAAAACUUCAAAACAUAUACACAAAUAUGGAAAAAGCAAUGAAUAUAUAAACAUUUUCAUAUUAUAUCACUUAGAAAUAAAUUGACUUUUUAAAAAAAAUCUCUUUCACUUUUAAGAAAAGUUCUAUUUACUUUAAUCCCCUGGAGGAUUUUUUUAUAUGGCCUAUUUCAUAUCCCAUCAUAUCGUCUUCUGUUAUAUUUAUUAAUCCACACUUUAAGCAGUGGAUUUCUAGAAAAUAAUCACACUGAUAGUAUGUCUUUAGAAAUAUGAUUUUAUUGCUUUGAAAUUUAUGCAAAAACACCCCACUUGCUUAAUCUUGAUUUUUUUCAUGAAAGUCUUAGUAGCACUCAUGUUUUAUUUCAUGUUUCAAUAUGUAGAAUAUAGAAUACCUUAUCAUUUUUAGUUCCUAUAACAUGUCAAAUUGAAGUACUAAGAAUUUGAGGUAACAGUUUAAGUUUGUUUUUUCCAUUUUUUUUUUUUACACGCAGGAAAUACAUGGAUCCUCUGACACGGUGCUUGUCAUAGCAAUGUCCCUGUAGAUCUUAAUAAACAGUUCCACAGAGUUUAGUGGAUAAGAGUGAAUUGUCAAAUUAGGCUUAAUUAUAGGAAUAAUAUUAAUUUAAUUCAAAAUAUCUUACUAGUUGUGUAUAGACAGUGUAUAGACACUUUCAGACUGCUUUUUAAAUGCUUAGUAUUAAACAUGUGACCAGAUUAGUAUCUGGUAUCUAUUAAUACUUUUAAUAUUUUAAUUUAACUUCUAAUAUUUUUAACAGUUACAGAUACUAAUCUGGUCACAUAUGUUUAAUAUUAAAUGUUAGUAACUGUUAAUAGAUAAGUAACUGUUAAUAUUUUAACAGUUACCAUUACCAGAUACUAAAAUAAAUUAAUAUAAUCUGAACUACUUAGAAAUUACAGUAUAUUAAAGCCCUCAGAAGAAAAACAUUUCAUUUAACAGUUUAGUUUUAAAAAUAUUAUUCUUUAUGAGGGAUUUUGUUACAUUGUGCUACUUUAUUUGAGAAUACUUAGUUUCAAGGGGAGAACUUCCUGGCUUCCAUCCAAAAUAGUGGCCUUUUUCCAUCAUGUGUUUUUUAAAUGUAUAUUCAUAUGUGACUAUAGUUUCCUACAUUUAAUCUGUAAAUAACUAAUGAGAGAAUUAUUAAGUGGAGAAUAAGUAGGGAUGACAUUCUUUUUGCAGAUAAAAAUUAAAUGUCUAGAACUUUUUAUAUUAAGAAUACUUUGUAUAUUUAAUGGUUUUUUAAAAUAAGAUCUAUAGAUAUGUGUUUAUGUGUGUUAUGAAACUGCCCCCUGGGGUUUAACUUCUGUUUUGUAUUUUUAAAAACUACCAUGUGCUUGCAGAAAUUUACAGAGAAGCUGUUAUAGAAAAUUCAGUGAAGCAUGGCCAAAUAACUAGAAACAUUAUUGUGUAUUUGCAAAUAUAGUCUUUAUUGUUGUACUACAGGCUGCAAGGAUAGUUAAUAUUGGCUAUUAAUAAAAUAGUAACUUGAAUUUCAUGGCAAAUAGAUGUUAUAUUGCUUGUUUAGUCUAGUAUAUUUCUAAUAUUUUGUGCUUUCAUAUAUCAAAGGAGAUAAAAUAUGUGAAAUUAUUUUGAAAUACUGUAAAGUGAUAUAUAAGAUAUAUUUCUGUACAGUAGAGAAGUUUCUAACAUUAAGAUUAUUGCACCAUUAUACAUUAUCAUGCUCAAUCUCAUAAAAAAUUCAAAAGAAUCAUAAAAGAAAUGAAGAUAUAUCUGCUUUCUCUAAAUCAAGUCAGUUGUCACUUUAAAAAUUAUAUUGUAUAGUUUUGUUUUAGAUUUUGAGAGUACUUUUUUUCCCAGCUUCAAAGAGAAAAUAAAAUUUACAACUCAGGAGUUCUUAGGGAAGUUCUGGUAUUUUUUGCUAAGUAUUAAAAAUAUAAAAAUGGUAUAAAACCUGUUAUAGUCAUUAUGUUUCAUAUUUUGUCAUAUAAAAUUACCUAUUCUGCUUCUAGCUUUUAUAUUUAAUUUGAGUGAAAGUAUGAUGAAAAAGGAAAAACAGUAUAAUAUACCUCUGAGUUAGUCUUUAAAACAUCAUUUUGGUAAAAUAAACCAUAUCAAAUUGUCAAAAUCUGGUCAGAUUGAUGAAUAAGAGAAUAUUUGAUUAAUUGUUUUAAUGCUAAAUGUCCCAAGUCAGUAGAGUUAUGGCUGAGUUUAUAAUCCACUGAGUAACUAAGUCAAACAUUUAUUUUUUAAGAAACUGUAUUAGAGGCUCUUCUAAAAUCUCUGUUAUGUAAACCAGGAACAGAAAGAUGUUGCUUAAUUUAAUUUAAUGACAUCUACAAGUCUUUAAUGUCCUUUGAGGUAAGUAGAUCCCUUGUUUCAGGAAUAUUUUCAGGAUUUCUAUUUUGUUUUCCAUUAGAAAAUUCCACUUUCUCUUUGGGGCAUGUGCGUUCAAUAUAAGGCAGGAAUUAGACAUGUUAGGGUCAUUUAAAUGCAGGUGCAGUUGUAGCGAAAGAUGAUCUGAGGAAACAUUGGACUUAGGAAUUGUGUCUGUCCCCUGACUUCUUUCAGUAUUGAGUUCUGUGUGGCUCAUUACAGGAACAGAUUUGUGUGGGCAAUCUCUAGGGUGACAGUGAGUCCUGCCCUGCCUUCUGCCUUGUUCUAGUUAUCCAACCCACCCAGCAGAUUGUGUUCAGGGACAGACUGUAGAAAUCUCUUACUACUGAAAUUAAUAAUCAUAUAGUUAUGAAUGCCUGGAGGUGUCCAGAUGUGCCUUAAUGAAUGUAAAUGGUUUUCAUUCCGAUGUUUACACUUUUACUCCAUUGUAAAAUCUUGUCAUAAGGAACUAUUCAAACCAUGUAUAUCACAUCAGUUAUUUUAAUGAAAUUUACUUUGGUGCUUUAUCAUUUUGGAGAAAUUGUCAUUUGGAAUAAGAGCAUAAGUUCAUUAAAAAAGUGUACUCACCACAGUAUGUGUGAUAUUUGACAAGAGUUUCGAGGAAGAAAGAUUAACCUGUAUUGUUUCAUGUGUUCAUGCUUUUUCUUUGCUACAUGCUGUAAUUUUCACUUUAACCAUUCCUUAGUUACUACACAAGUAAUAUUUACCUGUGUUUUACUUCUUUCUUGUUCUUAGAUUCAGAUGGAUGCAGAAAAUGGUGUUAUAUAAGAGAAGUCAUUAAAACUUCUCAGAUGUUUGUAGGAAUAUAAAAUUUGAAAAACUUAUGCUAGAAUCUCAUACAUUUUUUAAAGCCCUGUUCUUUUUUUUUUUCUUCCUAGAUUAGAGAAAGUGUUCUGUGUCAUCAACUUUUUCUAUUUUGUUGUGAAGUUUUUUGUUUUAGUUAUUUGUGGGAAAUAACUUCUUAAUAUGUUGUUUUCCUGGAUCAAAGUCUUCAUGUUGGAGACUCUUAUUAAUUUUUUUGUAUUAUGGCCCAAACCUUGGCUAGAGGUGAAGGUCAGAGAGGGAGAGGUGAUUAAGACCCCAGUGGAUACUUUGGGGAAUGGAGCCUGCACUGGGUUUUACCCUCUUCAUUGACCUGCUGGGUCCUCAGGGCAUCUUCUGGAUCAUGAGCAUGUUGAGCCCUAUGAUUUCUGACCUCUGGGGAGGAUAGGCUACUUUGCACUCCACACACAAUUUUAAUGGGUAUCAGUUUUGACAAAAUAUCUGCUGUAAUUUAUUUGCCACCACUUUGUAGUUGUUUACAAAAUUGUGAGUAAUUAGGAUCUGCUAUAUAAAUUGUGACUCUUUAUAAUUAUCUUAGGAAGCAUUAAAAUUCCAACCCUCCAUGCACGCCCCCCCCAUCCUUUAAUAAAAAUUUGGUUUGCUCUUUCAGAGUAACAUACAAAAACUUUUAAUAAAAUGAUUAAAAGAAAAGGUAUUCAUGCUCACAUGUUAUGCUAAAAGGUUUUUUUUUGUAAAUCAGUACACCUUAAGAAAAAUAUUUAAAUUAUGAUGUUUAUCAUAUUUUCAUUUUUUAAUUUUUAAAGGAGUUUGUGUAGCAGUUUCUAUUCAUUAAGGAGAUAGUUACAUAUAAGUUUAGGUCCAAGAAAUGUUCAACUUUUGCACUCAUUGGUCAAUUGUUUUGUUUUCUCCUGUGCUAACAGAUUUAGUUUCAUGUGUAAAAAAAAAAAAAGAAAGAAACUAAUGAAACAAAAAAUUAGAAACAGUAAUAAGAAACCACAGAAAUAAAGACCACAAAUUAUAAAUUUGUACAAGUGUCAGUAUUAUUGGAAUUAAGUGAGGAAUGGUCUAAAGAGGCUCAGUGAUGGGAUUCGCUCUGAGAAUCAUCUCUGAACUAUUUGUGCCAAGGAGAUCAGGGAGUGAUGUGAAAAUAGAUCCUGUCAGUAUACUCACUUAAACCACAAAUUUUGCCUACUCCAUGUUGGAAUCUUCCCUUAGACUGAUGAAAGUAAGCAAUGAUCAGAUACCAAGUUUAAUUCCUUUGUCUAUGUGUACCAACAGUCAGUGGUUUUACCAACUAGAAGUUCAAUUGAGGGACAGGCUGCAGAGCAGGAGAAGGACUCCGUGAUAGGUGGGUUGUUAAAGUACUGUUUCCCACAUGGUCAAGAGCUGCCAGCACAGUGAUCGUGGGGCAUUACCAUUCAGAGAAGCAAGUGAGAGCAAAACCUUAGGUCCUCUGAUAACUUCCCACCCCCGCUUUUUCUUAAAAAGGCCUUUUACCUGUUUCCCAAGUAGGAUAUUGUCUUAUCUUUUGUAUUAUCUAAGACUGAUCAGUCUGGCUAAGUGUAGUCACUAUUUAAAGUUGGAAACUAUCGUGUCCUUUGUAUUUUGAAUAUUUAGGAAAACGGAUAUGAUUCUUACAAAGAAGUGUUUUACUUGUCACAUAAGCUCUGAUUAUCCAGUGGCCACUGGGCCUUCUCUGUGCUCUGUAUUCAACUGCAGUGUGAACUACAGAAUGCUAUGCAUGUUUGUUAGUACCAAUACCAUGUGUAUGUGGUAGAAGUUGUAACCAGUUUCUGGAACUGUAUGGUACUAUAAAAUACUUAUUUUAUAAUUCUGUAACUGUAUGGCAGUGUUAUGCCAAAAAUGUAUAAAGAACAAUAGUUUCUGUUGCUUACUGCUGUAUUUUAAAAUAUUGUUUCUAAAAUAAUAUAUUUAGAAUUCCUUUAGAGUAAUUAUUUUUAAUAACUAUUGCCAAAUAUACAUUCUGUAAAGCUAAUAAAAGCCAAUUCAUCUUAGGUAACAUUUUAGCAUUGUUCUAGAGUCCAUUAUGUUGAUUUUGCAUGAUUAAAAUAUUUUUAGAGCUGGAAAAAAAAUGACUUGCUCUUUUCCUGUGAUUAAACAUAUUUUUAUGAUUAA
This is a messenger RNA of Ictidomys tridecemlineatus (thirteen-lined ground squirrel), 9297 nucleotides long. It is a transcript of the gene Ogfrl1, whose product is annotated as opioid growth factor receptor like 1. NCBI's taxonomy places the organism in Eukaryota, Metazoa, Chordata, Mammalia, Rodentia, Sciuridae. Gene Ontology annotation, molecular function: opioid growth factor receptor activity. The record is from RefSeq and is a predicted model, not a curated record. Gene Ontology annotation, cellular component: membrane.